AAAACAAAAUGGCGGGAAUUGUUUUGUUUGUUGACCUCUUCCCAAAUUGUUGUUGAGUCAAGAUACAAUUUGCUUUGCUGUUUUAUUUAAUUACUAACUAAUAACACGUUACAAUGGCGGACAAUGACUUAGCUGACUUAAGAAAACAGUGCAUUACUAGCUUGUAUUUGUGUACAGACAAUGUAUCAAAAUAUUUAGAUAGAGAGAAGGAAGCAGAAUUUGAUAAACUGAAGAUGUUUGUCCAGCAAUAUUGCACUUUAGAAGCCCAGCAAGAUGUUACUAUUGAAGCUAUGGAAAGAGCAAAGAGAGAGACUGACACAUCAAAUAUGGAUACCCUGGAAGAGAGGUUUCAGUCACACUUGUCAGCUUUAGCUGGUAAACGCCUCAAGAUCGACAACCACCCUUAUAUGAUGGAGUUCAAGAAGAGAAUACAACAAGGAACGGAAAGUGCCUCAAAUAAUUUGGAUGAGUCAGACUUAGCCAUAACUGAAUCACAGGAUCAAUAUUUGGACCCCAUCACAAAGAGGCCGGUCACAGACCCAGUGAAGAACUCAGUUUGUGGCCAUAUCUAUGAGAAAGAUGCUAUUUUGAAUUUGAUCUCCACCAAACCUAGAACUAAAUGCCCAGUGGCUGGCUGCGGCAACAGGGGACCAAUACUACGAGAUCAUCUCAUAUCAGAUGAAGAACUAAAAUUCCGUAUGACCAUAUCUAAACAUUCCACCAUGAUUCAGGAGCGAUCGUACUUACAACUUGAUGAUACUAUAUGAUUUAAUUAUUAUAAGGAGUUCAUGAGUUGCUACACCUACACCACAUUCAUUUAAUUUUUUUCUACUAAAUAAUCUUUUGAAAGGCUUACAAAUGAUGCAUUCCGUAAGACGAGAUUCCACCAGUGUGCCACUAACGCACACAAAUGUUCCUUCCGAUAUUGAUUGUGAAUGAUUCUAAAAUGUCCACGAAACUUAAAACAUUGAAAAUGUAGUGAACAAUAAUUCUGAGCGACGAUUGUGCAGUGGAUUAUCCACAAUAUGUUGAUUGUGCUGUUUUGUUUCUAAUGCUUACCCUAUGUUUUUUUGUAUUCAGCAAUAUUGUGCCAACUCUUUUAAGUUUACUUAUUUAAUCACGUAAGUAGUUACAUUAUUAUAUUUCUCCAAGUAAACUUAAGUAAAUAUUGUAAAUAAAGAUUAUUCUAUACGUAA
Helicoverpa zea (corn earworm) is the source of this 1196-nucleotide messenger RNA. RefSeq names its product E3 SUMO-protein ligase NSE2-like. Gene Ontology annotation, biological process: double-strand break repair via homologous recombination; protein sumoylation. The transcript is spliced from 5 exons. The record is from RefSeq and is a predicted model, not a curated record. NCBI's taxonomy places the organism in Eukaryota, Metazoa, Arthropoda, Insecta, Lepidoptera, Noctuidae. Bases 114 to 767 code for a protein of 217 amino acids. Gene Ontology annotation, molecular function: SUMO ligase activity; zinc ion binding. Gene Ontology annotation, cellular component: nucleus; Smc5-Smc6 complex.